CAUCAUCUCUGCUUCAGUUCUCCCGCCGGCGAUAUCUAAUUCCCGUGAGGAAGGUUGGGUGAAUCCUCGUCAUUUGCAUAGAAAGAAAAUGGUAACGACUUCAGUUGUCAACACGUACCCACUGUCCAGCUAUACAUUUGGUACCAAGGAGACCAAAAUGGAAAAGGACACCUCCGUCGCCGAUCGCCUUGCUCGUAUGAAAGUCAACUAUACGAAGGAGGGCAUGAGGACUAGCGUUGAAGGAAUUCUAUUGGUACAAGAACACAAUCAUCCUCACAUUCUUCUAUUGCAAAUUGGGAACACAUUCUGCAAACUUCCAGGUGGACGUUUGAAACCAGGAGAGAACGAAAUCGAAGGUUUAAAAAGGAAACUGUCUAGUAAACUUGCAGCUAAUUCUCCUGGCAUUCAGCCAAAUUGGCAGGUAGGUGAGUGUGUGGCCAUCUGGUGGAGGCCAAAUUUUGAAACCAUAAUGUAUCCAUAUUGUCCUCCACACAUAACAAAACCCAAGGAGUGUAAGAAGCUCUUCGUUGUUCAUCUAUCUGAAAGAGAGUACUUCGCUGUCCCAAAAAAUCUGAAGCUUCUUGCGGUGCCAUUGUUUGAACUUUAUGACAAUGUUCAGAGAUAUGGACCUGUGAUAUCCACGAUUCCUCAACAGCUUUCCAGGUUCCAGUUCAACAUGAUCCACCCGUAGAUUAGGUUAGGUGGACAUUCAGAACCUCCUCCUGGCAUACAAUCCCAAAAAUACAUCAAUAUUUUUACUUUUCCAGUAGGCAUAUCUACCGACUUUCGUGGAUAUUUGUUUUCAACUAGCUUAUUCAUGAUAGACAUAAAUUAUAGGUGUACUGUUUAAAGCUUUGAUUGCCUGUCUGUUGUAAUGUACCAUAAGUUACAAGUUGCCAUGUAUUUCUUUCUUCGUUUUUGAAUGUUGACAUGUUAGAUGGAAUACCGCUGCGAUGUUUCAUUUGUUCACUGAGGCUCUCGUACAGAAUUGUACUUAGUGAUCUCCACAAUGGUACCGCCUCUCUGCCUCUUGAGUUUUGAGUUUAUACUCAGCAUGAGAUAUAGUUCAUUUACAUCGCUCCCUUGAAGACUCCUUUUUUAUUGGCUUCAACAGGAAAACAUUUGGAUACAUAAAAUUGUCUUAGCAUCAAGUUUCAAUGAAACUAGACUUGUAUAAUUUUAUUUUCCCUUUUAUGUAAAAGACUUAUCUUUUUGUUACUAGAGUUUAGGUGAAAUGCAUGUAUAGAUUUGUCGAGGAUUGUAAUUUAGUUAGUUGCUAUGUAAUGUAAUUUUACGACAGUGUUGUUAAAGUUUGAGCCCAACUAAAUCUACCAUUUACUUCCAACUCA
This is a messenger RNA of Solanum lycopersicum (tomato), 1349 nucleotides long. Its product is annotated as pre-mRNA cleavage factor Im 25 kDa subunit 2. Lineage: Eukaryota; Viridiplantae; Streptophyta; Magnoliopsida; Solanales; Solanaceae. The record is from RefSeq and is a predicted model, not a curated record. Gene Ontology annotation, molecular function: mRNA 3'-UTR AU-rich region binding. Gene Ontology annotation, cellular component: mRNA cleavage factor complex.